GGGAUGGGGCUAAUUGGGGACAGUAUUCCUUGGGGACAGGGUUCCCUGGGGCCAUGGGCUCUCUUGGGUCACAGGGUUGCACAGGGAUGGUGCGGUGCAGGGGAUUGGUGGCACUUUGGAUGGGAGCUCCCAGGAGCAAUGAUCAGGCUUGUGGUGAGAGCAGGGCGUCCUCCUUUCCCAUAGCGAGGGGAAACUGAGGCAGGAGGCCAGAAGUGGUGACUCAGAGUGGCUGGACCUGCUCCUGCCGGUGGGACCUGUCUGCGGCCACCCAUGGCUGGGGUGGCCCCGGGGCCAUGCGGGUGCUGGGACGAGGAUUGGCAGCCGAGGGGGACCCGGCGAGGGUGCAGAGCCCCUGGGGUGGCCCAAGAGACCGGGAUGAGGGGGAUCAGUGCUUUUGGGGACAAAGGAAUGAAUGCCCCUGGGAACAAAGAGGUGACAGUCUUGGGGGGGGGACAUGGAGAGAUGUAUGCCUACAGGGACAAGUGCCUUGGGGACACCAGCAGGAGAGGGACACCCGUGUGUGCCCCGCGAGAACAGGGGACAAGGGCUGCGAACUGGGGGGACAGGGCAGCCAUGGGCUUGGGGACAAAGGGGAGAGGACAAGGGCUGUAACUUGGGAAGGAUGGGAGCUGAGGGCUAUGAAUUGGGAGAGACGGGGCAACCUUGGGGACAAGAGCUGUGAACUGGGGUGGGGGGGACAGCAUCCCACGCUGCCCCUCUCUGUCCCCCUUGCUGUCCCCUCCGCAGGGUUUAUUUUGGCGCGAAGCGUGACGUCUCCUGCAUAGAAAACCAUCCUUAAUAUCCAGAGGAGUAUGUAUUUAAUAUGCAAAUUAUCACCACCAGCACCACCGUAGCAUGGUGGAAGGGACACCUUGGGGGCACCCGGCACCCCUUGUGUCACCCAACAGCUCCUGUCACCCCUGGGCACCCACGGUGGGCGAUAAAGCCCCCCAAAAGUGACUGUGGUGUCCCUACCAUCCGCAGAGCCCACAUUGGGGUGGUCGGACCCCCUUGGGGUGUCCCAGAGGGGCUGGCUGGGAGUGGGGGGAGCGAUGGCGAGGGGAUGGGGGCUAUAAAAGGCAGCUGUAAGCGGAGCCGGUAACCGGAGCAGGAGGCUGGGGGGACAUCUGAGCCGCUGGCGAGGCCGCAGCAGCGCCAAGGUGCGGUGGGUGCCCACCCGUGCCAGGGGACACCAUGGGGUCCCCUCCCCGCAUCCCCCUUGUCCUGCUGCUCCUGCUCGCCGUGGAGAGGACGGCGCACGGCACCUUCCCUGAGGAGCCUGGCCCCAUCGCUGUGGCCCCCGAAGAAUAUGUGAAGCACUACGCUGUCUUCGUGGGCCACGGGAUGAGCCGCCCGGCCGGCCCUGAAGGUGGGGGGACCCAGCGCCUCAACAUCCAACGCAUCCUCAAGGUCAACCGGACCCUUUUCAUCGGGGACAGGGACAAUGUCUACCGCGUCAGCCUGGAGCCCACCGGUGCCGGUGAGAUGCGUUAUCACCGGAAGCUGACGUGGCGCUCAAACCAGCACGACAUCAGCAUCUGCCGGAUGAAGGGGAAACACGAGGCAGAGUGCCGGAAUUUCAUCAAGGUGCUGCUGGUGCGGAAUGAGAGCCUUCUCUUCGUCUGUGGCACCAACGCCUUCAACCCCAUCUGCGCUAACUACAGCAUGGACACGCUGGAGCCUGUCGGGGACAACAUCAGCGGCAUGGCCCGCUGUCCCUACGACCCCAAGCACGCCAACGUGGCCCUCUUCACAGGGGGGAUGCUCUUCACUGCCACUGUCACGGAUUUCUUGGCCAUCGACGCCGUCAUCUACCGUAGCCUGGGGGACAGCCCAACCCUCCGCACCGUCAAACACGACUCCAAAUGGUUCAAAGAGCCCUACUUUGUGCACGCCGUGGAAUGGAGGAGCCACGUCUACUUCUUCUUCCGGGAGAUCGCCAUGGAGUUCAACUAUCUGGAGAAGGUGGUGGUGUCCCGCGUGGCCCGGGUUUGCAAGAACGACAUGGGGGGCUCGCAGCGGGUACUGGAGAAGCAGUGGACCUCCUUCCUUAAGGCCCGGCUCAACUGCUCUGUGCCGGGUGACUCACACUUCUACUUCAACGUCAUCCAAGCUGUGACGGAUAUCUUAGAGCUGGAUGGGCGCCCUGUGGUGCUGGCCGUCUUCUCCACGCCUGCCAACAGCAUCCCUGGCUCAGCCGUCUGCGCCUUUGACAUGACCCAAGUGGCCGCUGUCUUUGAGGGACGUUUCUGGGAGCAGAAAUCCCCUGAGUCCAUCUGGACACCCGUGCCCGAGGACAUGGUGCCCAAGCCCCGGCCUGGGUGCUGCGCCUCCCCGGGAAUGCGCUACAACUCCUCCAGCACCUUCCCCGACGAGAUCCUCAACUUUGUCAAGACGCACCCCUUGAUGGACGAGGCAGUACCGUCCCUGGGCAACGUACCCUGGAUCCUCCGCACCAUGAGCCGUUAUCAGCUCCGCAAGAUCGUGGUGGACAAUGCGGCGGGGCCAUGGGGAAACCACACUGUGGUCUUCCUUGGCUCCAGCACGGGGACUGUACUCAAGUUCCUCAUCCAGCCCAACGCCAGCACCAGCACCGCGCCCGCCGCCCCUGGCAGCCAGAGCGUCUUCCUGGAGGAGUUUGAGACCUACCACCCUGGGAGGUGUGGCCGGGACACGGAGGACGAGCGGCGGCUCCUGGGGCUGGAGCUGGACAAGGCGGCGGGGUCCCUGCUGCUGGCCUUCCCCCCGUGUGUGGCCAGGGUGCCCGUGGCUCGCUGCCAGCAGCACUCGGGCUGCAUGAAGAACUGCCUCGGGAGCCGGGACCCGUACUGCGGCUGGACACCCGAGGGCUCCUGCAUCUUCUUGGAGCCCAGCCCCAGGGCAGCCUUCGAGCAGGACAUCACCGGCAGCAGCACAUCCCACUUGGGCGAGUGUGAGGGGCUGGUGACGGAGAGCUUUGUGGAUGAGCCGGACGGGCUGGUUUCGGUGAACCUGUUGGUGAUCUCCUCGGUAGCCGCCUUUGUCAUCGGCGCCGUCAUCUCUGGCUUCAGCGUCUGCUGGUUCAUCGGCCACCGGGACCGCAAGGAGCUGGCGCGCCGCAAAGACAAGGAGACCAUCCUGGCCCACAGCGAAUCGGUGGUGAGCGUCAGCCGGCUGGGCGAGCGGCGGGCACGUGGCGGGCAGCCCGGCGCCUUGCUGGCCCCGCUCAUGCCCAACGGUUGGCCAAAGGAGUUGGGGAAGGUCACCCAACACGACCUGGACUCAGGGGUCCUGCCCACGCCGGAGCAGACCCCGCUGCAGCAGAAACGCUGCCCCGGCACCCUCCAAAACUGCACCUGGGAGCAGAGUCAUAACAUCAUCAAUGCCGCGUUGCGGGACCCCGGUGGAUCUGGCACAACCGCCACCGGCACUGGGCGGCUGCAUGCCAGCUCCAGCCGGUCGGCUCGUGGCAUCCCCCUCUCCUGCCACGCCAUCCUGGUGGACCAGGAGCUGGAGGCUGAACUCAGCGACUCCUCGGGUGACGGACACUGGGGUCGGGACCCCCAGGAGGGUCCUCGCACCCGGCAGCACCCUCCCACCGGCACCCGCCGUCCACCGCGCAGCUCCUACGGUGACUUCACCAGCACACCGCGCCCCAGCCCCGAUCGCCGACGGGUGGUUUCGGCACCCGGUGGCGAGGGGGGAGACUUUACCGAGGGGCCACCUUGGCACCCGGAGCAGCUGAACUUCAACGCCAACAAUGGCACCGGCCGCCCCGGCGCCCACCUCAAGAGGAACCACACGUUCAACAGCGGCGAGGUGCCAGCGGGCAGUUACGGGCGGCACGGCACAGCACCACGGGCACCCCGGGCUGGGCCCCCGCGGGCGCUGACGGACCUGCACCACCUCCUGCGCUACGGCGUGGAGCGGACUCCCUCCGGAAAAUAGGGUCCUACCUUGGGGUGUCCCCCUCCCCAGGACACUGGUGGGGUCCCCUGGCUCCCUGGGGGGACAGGGAGGGGUGGCUGGACAGGAGCUGUGGGCACUGGGAGAGAUGCUGCAUGGGGAGGGGGGGGGGCAGGGAUAGGCACCCCCUGGGGUGCUCCUGGGAAGGGUUUGGGGGGUUCCCUGGGCAGCGCGGGGCAGUGCCCUGCGCUCCGGCUGCUUUGCCCUGGGAUGCUCCGUCCAUCCCGUCCCAUCGCCAGGUUGGACCCCAGGGACCGCGGCACCCUGGGAGGGGGAUCCCUGGGAGGCAGCAGGAUGGACGCACGGACACGGGCACAGCUGAGGCAGAGCAGGGCUGUGCACACACACACACACACACACCCCCUCCAGAGGGGCUGGGGACACCCGGGGGUGCCACCGGGGUGUGUUGGUUGCAGUGAUGGGACGCGGUGAACAUUUGGGGUGCAGGAGGGUGGGGGUUCCCAAAUUGUCUUGAGUUAUCUGGGGCUGCCCCCUGCUAGCUUGGGGAUGGGGGGGAGUGUGUCUCGCCCAUGAUGCCCCCACAUUCACACCACCCCCUCCUGGGAAGCACAGCCGGGAUGUGGGGGUACCGCUGGGGAGUCCCCACCGAACCCACUCUCUGCUGGCAAAGGGUGCCCUUUCGGUGCCACCCCUGCCUGGCCCUGGGGUCCAGGUCCCCGGGGUUGGGGGGGGACAGGCUGUAAAUAGGGUGGGGGGCGGCGGGUGCCCCCCCCCUCCCCCGUGGCCAUGCAUGCGGCCGCCCGCGGUCUGUACCCCGCGGCCCCAAUAAACGC
This is a messenger RNA of Cuculus canorus (common cuckoo), 4739 nucleotides long. RefSeq names its product semaphorin 6B (gene SEMA6B). Bases 1195 to 3927 code for a protein of 910 amino acids. The record is from RefSeq and is a predicted model, not a curated record. Gene Ontology annotation, molecular function: semaphorin receptor binding; chemorepellent activity. Lineage: Eukaryota; Metazoa; Chordata; Aves; Cuculiformes; Cuculidae. The transcript is spliced from 17 exons. Gene Ontology annotation, biological process: semaphorin-plexin signaling pathway; axon guidance; negative chemotaxis.